Messenger RNA from Erythranthe guttata (spotted monkey flower), 895 nucleotides. NCBI's taxonomy places the organism in Eukaryota, Viridiplantae, Streptophyta, Magnoliopsida, Lamiales, Phrymaceae. The record is from RefSeq and is a predicted model, not a curated record.
AUGGGGACCCAAAGAAUGAUUCAUUUUGGGGGGGAGAGAAUUCGCCGCCGUCAAAUGAAUGAUUACCUCGCCGUCUUCCGCUCCUUGAUGCCCCCUUCUUAUGCUCAAAGGGGAGAUCAAGCAUCAAUUGUAGGAGGUGCAAUAAACUUCGUGAAAGAACUCGAACAACUGCUCCAAUUUCUGGAAGCCCAAAACCCAGCCAAUCAAUUACAACCACCACCGAGCGGCGGCGGCGCCGCCACCUACUCCGGCCUUUUCUCCAAAAUUUUCACCUUCCCACAGUACUCAACAUCUCCGAGCGCCGCCGUGGAUGCGGCGGCGACGACGGCGGAGGAGAGGCGGUCGGGCGUGGCGGACAUUGAGGUGACGGUGGUGGAGAGUCACGCGAAUAUAAAGCUAUUAACAAAAAGACGGCCGAAACAGCUGCUGAAAUUGGUCGCCGGAUUUCAGUCAGUUUAUCUGACGAUUCUCCACCUAAAUAUUACCGCCGCCGCCGUCGAUGAAUCGGUGCUCUACUCUUUCAGUGUUAAGGUUGAGGAUGAAUGUGAGUUAACUACGGUAAACGAAAUAGCAACAACUGUGCAUGAAAUUGUGGGUAUGAUCCAACAAGAGUCACUUUCCAGCUGAGACAACCCGCCGCAUGAUUAAUUCAUAGUCGUCCCAAAAAUUUUAAUUUAUUGUCAAAUCAUUUUUCUUCAUAAAUUAUUUAAAUAAUUAGUUAUAGCUUACCUUUUUUUUUUUUUUUAAUAUAAAUCUUAAUUUAAUGCUACUCUACGAUAUUAGUAGUUUGAUUAAUUUAAUAUGCGUUUGCCAACUACUUAUGUGGAUUAUUCUAUUUUAGGUGGUAAUUAUUAUUUUUUUUCUUAUGUGUGAAUCAAGGCAACGACAAUAGAAA